Molecule: messenger RNA, 318 nt
Organism: Fraxinus pennsylvanica
Lineage: Eukaryota; Viridiplantae; Streptophyta; Magnoliopsida; Lamiales; Oleaceae
Source: the annotation of a GenBank genome assembly
AUGGGUUGUUUCAAAAGAUCGGAAAGUGCAAUCUUGCUGGGGUUUACUCUGUUGAUUUUUCCUGAAUCAGUGGUGGGUCAGUUUGUGGUAGAAAAGAACAUCUUAAGGGUGACGUCACCAAACAACAUCAAGGGCACUCAUGACACUGCAAUUGGGAACUUUGGUAUUCCACAAUAUGGAGGUAGCAUGGUAGGGACUGUGAUGUACCCGAAGGAAAAUAGAAAGGGCUGCAAUAAUUUGCAUGAUUUUGGGAUUUCUUUCAAAUCAAAGCCUCGAGGCUCGAGCUUUGACUUUCUUUCAUUUAUUUUUGUGUCCUAA